Messenger RNA from Drosophila subobscura, 1185 nucleotides. Its product is annotated as WD repeat domain-containing protein 83. The transcript has 3 exons. Gene Ontology annotation, biological process: mRNA splicing, via spliceosome. Lineage: Eukaryota; Metazoa; Arthropoda; Insecta; Diptera; Drosophilidae. Gene Ontology annotation, cellular component: catalytic step 2 spliceosome. Gene Ontology annotation, molecular function: protein binding. The record is from RefSeq and is a predicted model, not a curated record. The coding region runs from base 79 to 1008 and encodes 309 amino acids.
CUGGUGUCUUUACUUGAGCCCUUUUCCAGUGGCGCUAGUGCAUUUUUGGUAUUUAAACAAAACAAAAUUGUAAAAACAAUGCCGGCAUUUGCUAAUUACCAUUGCAAAACAACUAUAGACUGCCAACAGGGAGCUGUGCGUGCGGUGCGCUAUAAUGUUGAUGGCUCGUACUGCUUGAGUUGCGGCUCCGACAAGAAGGUCAAACUUUGGAAUCCUGCCACCGGACUGCUCCUAAAAACCUAUGGCGGACAUGCCGAUGAGGUAACAGACGUGGCUGGCAGCUGUGAUAGCAGCUACAUUGUCUCUUCCAGCUUGGAUAAGAGCAUCAUAUACUGGGAUGUCUCCACGGGAACACCGGUUCGCCGUCUGCGCUGUCAUGCUGGUGGCGUUCGUUGCGUCUGCUUCAAUGAGGACUCUUCCAUUGCCAUUUCUGGUGGCCGCGACAAUGCCGUCAUGUGCUGGGACAUACGUACCCGCCGCCUAGAUCCCGUCCAGGUCAUGAAGGACGCUCGCGAUUGCAUCACCACAGUUCUGACAAACGAGAACAAGAUCUAUGCCGCCUCGCUGGACGGUUGCAUACGGCAUUACGAUAUUCGUGUGGGAGAGAUGAUCUGCGACAAGAUCGGGGAGCCCAUCACCUACCUGGCCAGAACGCAGGACGAACAGUGCCUGGUGGCGGGCUGUCAGGACAGUGUGGUGCGACUGAUCGACUGCGAGACGGGCGGACUGCUGUCCGAAUACAAAGGACACCAGGCGGAUGACUACCACAUAGAGUGCGGCAUCUUAGCCAAUGAUGCGCACAUUGUGGCCGGCUCCAGUGCCGGGGAUGCCUACAUCUGGGAUCUGCUGGAGGGAAAGGUUUUGCAGAGGAUACGCAUAAGUGACAAUGGCGGAGUGGUUCAUUCACUGGCAACGCAUCCCAGCCGCUCGGAAGAGCUGCUGUUCGCCAGACGGCGGGACAUGUACGUUUUCACCACAGACCUGCAGGUCGAGGAAGAGCAAUUGUAGUGUUGGGUAACAGUUUAGGUUGACUUCCAUUAGCAAAAUAAGAAAUUAUUUGAUGUUUCUCGCCUCUAAGUUUAAGUUCUUGUUUAAAAUCGUAGAAGAAUCGUAGUUUAAUGCUAGGUCUGAAUAGGAUUAAGUCCAUUCUAGUGAUAGUUAAUAAACAAAAGAAUAAAUAAAUAA